AUGCCCGAGAUCGCCAUGUCUCAGUUUGAGACAGACAAAGGCAUCUUGGAGCCACAUUUGAGACAAUAUGGCCUGGAGUUUGCGACUGACGGAUUCCAUAUCCGAUGGGCGAAAGGAAAUCAGCGUCAUCCUCGCAAUUGGAGCAUUGUACGGAAAGCUUAUGACACUAGUUUGAUCAUCUUCCUAGAGCUUUUCACGACUGCCAUCAGCGCUUCCGGCUCCACUGCAGCCAAGGAUGCCAUAGGUGAAUUCAACAUCGAGAAGGAAUUAUCUAUAUUUGUAUUUGUAUCAAUAUAUCUGUUGGGCCAAGGCCUCGGUUCCAUCGUUUUCCCUCCGUACUCGGAAGCCUUCGGACGCAAGAACCUCUAUGUACUCAGUACGGCGCUGUACAGUAUCUCCUGUGCUAUCGUGGCUGCUGUCCCAUCUUUAUCUGGCGUUGUGAUUGGUCGUCUUUUCAGCGGAAUUGUCUCGGCGAUCCCAACAACGGUUGUUAUUGGCAGUAUCGAGGAUAUGUUCAAUUCGAGAGACCGAGUCUGGGUACUUUGUCUCUGGGCCAUAGUGGCUAAUCUAGGCUUGGUGACCGGCCCUAUAUUGAGCACCUUUAUCGUUGCGGAUCUGAAUUGGCGAUGGUUAUUCUAUGUUGCCGCCAUUGUGACCGGUAUCCUCACCUUCAUCCUAUUGACCCUCCGCGAGUCCCGUCCCUCCCUGUUGCUGGCACGCGAGGUUGCACAGCUGCGCAAAGUUACCGGAAUCGAAACGCUUCAGGGAUUGAACCCAGACCGCACGCCAGACCUGAAGACCUUUGUGCGUACGGCGCUGUUCCGCCCAGUGCGCCUCUUCUUCACCGAGCUCAUUGUCUUCUUCGUGUCCGUGAUCAGCGCCAUCGCUGUUGCUCUGGUUUAUCUCUUCACCGAAGCCUUGCCUCCAGUCUAUGAAGAUUUCGGGUUCAGCACUAGACAAGCAUGUCUCCCUUUCAUUGCCAUUGGAGUCGGUCUGAGCUUCGGGUUCUUUACCCGCUAUAUCGAUCUGCAUAUUAUCGACAAGCACCGCCAGAAGGGGCAGCCACUCUUGCCCGAGCACAAGCUGACUGGUUUCUGGAUUGGAGCCUUCAUCCUCACAGUGGGACUCUGGGCUUUCGCCUGGACUGUUCCCCCAUACAGGACUGACCUGCACUGGAUGGUGUCUGUCUUCUGCCUGGUGCUGGUUGGAUAUUCACUGAAUGAGAUUGAAUACGUGCUGGGUGGGUACUUAACAGACAGCUAUCUCAGCUAUGCAGCCAGUGGACUGGCUGCCCUUGCUAUUGUCCGAGCCCUCUUGUCUGCCAUCUUGCCGCUCGUCGCUCCGCCAAUGUUCUCGAACCUCGGAAACAAUAUGGCUAUCUCCGUGUUGGCGAUUAUUGCGACCAUGUUUUGUGCAAUUCCGCCCCUGUUCUCACGGUUUGGGAAGCAGAUCCGCGCCAAGAGCAAGUUUGCUAAAUACAGCUUGCGCAUGUAUAAUGAGCAUAGUGUUGACGAGGACGGAUAUUAA
Molecule: messenger RNA, 1527 nt
Organism: Aspergillus pseudotamarii
Lineage: Eukaryota; Fungi; Ascomycota; Eurotiomycetes; Eurotiales; Aspergillaceae
Product: putative MFS multidrug transporter
Exons: 5
Coding region: 1-1527 (508 amino acids)
Biological process (GO): transmembrane transport
Molecular function (GO): transmembrane transporter activity
Source: RefSeq, a predicted model, not a curated record